This is a messenger RNA of Trematomus bernacchii (emerald rockcod), 1284 nucleotides long. It is a transcript of the gene anxa13, whose product is annotated as annexin A13. Gene Ontology annotation, molecular function: calcium-dependent phospholipid binding; calcium ion binding. Gene Ontology annotation, cellular component: cytoplasm. The record is from RefSeq and is a predicted model, not a curated record. NCBI's taxonomy places the organism in Eukaryota, Metazoa, Chordata, Actinopteri, Perciformes, Nototheniidae. The transcript has 12 exons. The coding region runs from base 100 to 1050 and encodes 316 amino acids.
CCACCGCCUCUGAAAUGAAGACCAUAACAUCCCCGAACUGAGAGCUACGGAGCAGACAGGCAAAAAAUCACCAGCUGAAACCGGACGAACAUCUUUAAAAUGGGCAACUGUCAACCAACAAUCGUGCCCUAUGAGGAUUUCGAUGUCGUUGCUGACAUCAAGGCCAUCCGCAAAGCCUGCAAAGGGUUUGGAACUGAUGAGCAGGCCAUCAUUGACAUCUUGGCAGACCGCAGUGCAGAUCAGCGUCAGGAAAUCAAAAACGCAUAUUUUGAAAAGUAUGAUGAUGAGUUGGUGGAUGUGUUGAAGAAGGAGCUGGCAGGGAGCUUUGAGAACGCCAUCCUCGCCAUGUUGGACCUGCCCAUAGUCUUCGCUGUGAAGGAGCUGAGGAAGGCCAUGAAGGGGGCGGGCACUGAUGAAGACACCCUGGUGGAGAUCCUCUGCACGGCCACCAACGCUGACAUCGCCAUGUUCAAGGAAUACUACUUUCAAGUGCAUGAGCGUGAUCUUGAAGCAGAUAUCGAAGGGGAGACUAGCGGGGACGUAAGAAACCUGCUCACAGCUCUGAUGCAGGGCGACAGAGACGAGAGUUACGAGGUGGAUGAGGAGCUGGCCGAGUCAGAUGCUACCUGCCUGUUUGAGGCUGGUGAGGGCUCCUUUGGGACAGAUGAGUCCACUUUCAGCUACGUCCUGGCCUCCAGAAAUUACCUGCAGCUCCAGGCCACCUUCAAGAUAUAUGAGCAGCUUUGUGGAACUGAAAUCCUGGAUGUCAUUGAGAAUGAGACUUCCGGGACACUUAAGAAAUGCUACAAAGCUCUUGUAAGAGUUGCUAAGAACCCUCAGCUCUACUUUGCCAGACGUUUGAACGCUGCGAUGAAAGGAGCGGGCACUGACGAGGACACCCUUAUUCGCAUCAUCGUGGUUCGCUCUGAGUAUGACUUGGAGACCAUCAAAGAAAUGUACCUGGAGAAGUACGAUGUGUCUCUGAAGAACGCCAUAAAGGACGAGUGCGGCGGUGAUUUUAAACGUCUCCUCGUGGCCAUCUGCCACUAAAAGUCUGAGAGUUAGGCAGGGUGGAUGUGGAAAACAGUCAGAGACAACUGUUUAUACUGAGGGCGCAUCUGUUUUCUGUCUAACUACUGUAACUAACUCAGUCUGUCCAUGUGACAUUACAGUAUGUAGGGAGCAGGAGGGUGAAAGUGAUAGAAUAAUCAGCUAAUGUGUUGUCUAAAAUCUGAGUUACGGUGAAUUUGUGUGGCUCUCUUUUAAACUUUUUCAACAAUCAUU